GCUUAUGUUGGCCUGGACUCAUCGCAAUCUCGGAGAGGUUUAUUUGUUUUUUGAGUCAACUAAAUCGUGCCUCCAACAAAUGCCGAACUCUAUUUUGCUCCCUGCAUCACAGCAAUCGACGAUGGAGAUGAUUUUGUUCCGAAUAGAUCUAGGGUUGGCUCACUGUUUUGCGUGCAAUUAUGCCGAGAGAAGGGGUGGCUUGAAUCUGUUUUGGCAGGAUGAGUUUGCCGUUCAAAUUUCCUCUUUCUUGCCAUUAUCAGAUCUAGGGUGGGCUUUGUUGUUCUGGGAGCAAUUGUGCCGAGAGAAGCCAUCUCACAUUGAGGUCGUAAUAGUAGAUCCGGGUGGAUGUCAAUGGCUUUUAACAGAGUCAAAUUUCCAUGCUGUGAAGGAAGAUGAUGGUGUUUUGCAGGGGCAGCAUGGCCCUCAAGCUGGUAAAGGGGCUCUAGAUCCCUUAUUAACCUAUGAUAGCCAGGGAUUGUUGAGGAUUGGAACAGAUGGGCAUAUGUUUGGAUGCACUUGCAGACGAAUUGGGUACCUGGCGACUGCACAGAGGAGGACCACACCCCUCCUCUUGAUUAUUAUUUUUUAAGAAAUAGCUUGGAUGGCAACCUAUAGUUUGGGGACUGUUUGUUGCCAAAAUCCGUUCUCUCCCCGAGAAGCUAGUUAAUUAGGUGAGGACGUCCAGUAGCUUUCGAUGCUCAUAGGGACCUUCCUUUCUACAUUAGUAGCCCUAUUUAGCCCAUACAGCGAUUGCACUUUACAAUCUCUAGUUGCAGAUGGCUCUCUUUAUUUAAUUGUCUAUAUUCGUCAUGGGCAUAGUUUAAAUCUGUUACUAGGCUGUAGGUUAUGCUUCUGCUGCUGAUUUUGCUGUUUAAGCUCUUAUGCGUUAGGCUAUAUGCCAUGUGAUGGAGUUUUUACUGUACUUUUCUUAUUAUUCAAUAUAUUUCUCCAUUUCUU
Rubroshorea leprosula is the source of this 957-nucleotide messenger RNA. The record is from the annotation of a GenBank genome assembly. NCBI's taxonomy places the organism in Eukaryota, Viridiplantae, Streptophyta, Magnoliopsida, Malvales, Dipterocarpaceae.